Molecule: messenger RNA, 1125 nt
Organism: Emiliania huxleyi CCMP1516
Lineage: Eukaryota; Haptophyta; Isochrysidales; Noelaerhabdaceae
Exons: 2
Source: RefSeq, a predicted model, not a curated record
AUGACGCACCUGGACGACGAAGACGCGUUCUACGGCGUUCUCCACGCGCGCCGCACCACCCUCGUCUCUGUCGUCUGCCCGGGUAGCCUCGUCUCCAUCGGCAGCUGCACCUUCAGCAACUACUCCGCCCUCUCCUCUUGCCUUCCACCGCUGCUUCGCCCUCACCUCCAUCAACCUCCCUGCCGGCCUCACCCCUUCUGCCGCUGCUCCUCCCUCGCCUCCAUCAACCUCCCUCCUGGCCUCACCUCCAUCAACAAACGGGCCUUCCACAGCUGCUCCGCCCUCACCUCCAUCACCCUCCCUGCCACCCUCACCUCCAUCGGCGACAGUGCCUUCCACCGCUGCUUCGCCCUCACCUCCAUCAACCUCCCUGCCGGCCUCACCAUCAGUAGCCACGCCUUCCGCAACUGCUCGUCGCUCACCUCCAUCACGCUGCCGCUGCCCAAUGGCCUUUUGGUCGGCGACUGUGCUUUCUUCGACUGCCCCCUCGACGACGAUGCGAAGGCAGCAGUGCAGGCUAUCAACUUUUGGGCGGUGCGGCCUCCAAUCGACGCGCGGGGGCACGCCACUGUGCCGGAGGGCGUCGCCACCAUCGCCGAGCUAGCCUUCCGCGAGUGCUCCUCCCUCGCCUCCAUCACCCUCCCUGCCACCCUCACCUCCAUCAACAACUUCGCCUUCUGCGACUGCUCCGCCCUCGCCUCCACCAACCUGCCCGCCGGCCUCACCUCCAUCGGCUACUACGCCUUCUGCCGCUGCUCCUCCCUCGCCUCCAUCAACCUCCCUCCUGGCCUCACCUCCAUCAACAAACGGGCCUUCCACAGCUGCUCCGCCCUCACCUCCAUCACCCUCCCUGCCACCCUCACCUCCAUCGGCGACGGUGCCUUCUGCCGCUGCUCCUCCCUCGCCUCCAUCAACCUGCCCGCCGGCCUCUCCUCCAUCGGCAGCUACGCCUUCGGCGGCUGCACCGCCCUCACCUCCAUCAACCUCCCCGCUGGCCUCACCUCCGUCGGCUACAGCGCCUUCAACCGCUGCUCCUCCCUCUCCCGCGUCGCCUUCCCUGCCGGCCUCACCUCCACCCUCCACCGUGGCGCCUUCCACGACUGCUCCUCCCUCGCCCGUGUCAUU